AUGUCUCGUCCAGAGGAUUUGGCACCACCGGAGAUUUUUUACAAUGAUUCUGAGUCCCAAAAGUACACUUCGUCGACAAGAGUUCAGCACAUCCAGGCCAAGAUGACGCUGCGGGCUCUAGAACUGCUCAACAUUCCUCCCUGCUCAUUUGUACUCGAUAUCGGUUGCGGGUCGGGUCUGAGUGGGGAGAUCCUCACAGAAGAGUAUGGCCACGUCUGGUGCGGGUUGGAUAUAUCUCCCAGCAUGCUGGCUACCGGACUAACGCGAGACGUGGAGGGAGAUCUAAUGCUUCAGGAUAUGGGGCAGGGAAUACCGUUUCGUGCCGGGACGUUCGACGCUGCUAUAAGCAUCAGUGCCAUCCAAUGGCUGUGUAACGCUGACACUUCAUACAAUGACCCUCGCAAGAGGCUCAUGCGAUUCUUCAACUCGCUGUACGCUGCACUGCGGAAAGGUGGCAAGUUUGUGGCCCAGUUUUAUCCCAAGAACGACGAACAGCUGGAUCAGAUUCUGCACUCGGCCAAGGUUGCCGGUUUCAGCGGCGGACUGGUGAUCGACGACCCUGAGUCCAAGAAGAACAAGAAAUACUACCUGGUGCUGAGCUCGGGGUCGCCUAACUCCGCGGAUGAGCAGGUCAACCUGCAGGGUGUGACUAUGGAUAAAGAAGAGCACAAGACCAAGAAGGACAAAAAUCACAAGGAGUCAAAAAAGACGUUCAUCCUGAGGAAGAAAGAGCUCAUGAAACGCAGAGGGCGGAAGGUCGCAAAGGACUCGAAGUUCACCGGUAGGAAGAGAAGGCCUAGGUUCUAA
Messenger RNA from Torulaspora globosa, 807 nucleotides. RefSeq names its product 18S rRNA (guanine1575-N7)-methyltransferase (gene BUD23). Gene Ontology annotation, cellular component: nucleolus. The transcript has a single exon. Bases 1 to 807 code for a protein of 268 amino acids. Gene Ontology annotation, biological process: rRNA (guanine-N7)-methylation. Gene Ontology annotation, molecular function: rRNA (guanine) methyltransferase activity. NCBI's taxonomy places the organism in Eukaryota, Fungi, Ascomycota, Saccharomycetes, Saccharomycetales, Saccharomycetaceae. The record is from RefSeq and is a predicted model, not a curated record.